CAGCAUUUGUAUAGCGGCUUGAACGAGCCUAAUUCCUCCAGGAAAAACAACUGAUAAGUCAAGAUGCCUGUUCCUCAAAAGCAUCUCGCGGUAGAGGAGACCGAUAUUGAUGGCGAUGAUGACCAUGUUGAUGGCGAUGAUGACCACGUUGAUGGUGAUGAAGCCCAUAGGCAUAGUGACAGGCGGAGUGAUGGAGGAGAGGGAAGCCUUAGUGGUGACGAGAGUCUGAGCCAGCCUGAAUCCGGUGAAGCUGCGAUGUCUGAGGUCAAAGACAAUAUUGAUGAGUUGGACGAAGCACCUGAGACAGACAAGGUGUUCAUCAAAGCUUUCUUGGAUGAUGGGGUCAUACAGAGUCUAAUGAAGGUGCAUGACCGUCUGGAGGACAACACUCUCCAGCCGGAGGGAAACGAUACUCUUGACGUCCUGAAGGACGCACUCGCAGAAAUGGAGGACAAUGAGGAAGAUCAGGUGAUCGAGCUCCGCAAGAUACUCUCCAAUAUUUACAUACAGUCGAUGAUGCAUGCCCAUGAUGACAUCGCCUCUAAAAGCUUCGAACCACUCCCAGAGGUCUUUCCAACUGUUGCUGCGACUACAGAAGUUGAGCCUGCCACGUUAAGCGCGCCGGCCGAUGCCAUCAGGAUGGUUGGAAUACGAAAGGCAGCUGACGAACCUUUGGGAAUAACCGUACGUCUUUCAAACAACAACGAAUUAGUAAUCGCGAGGAUACUCGUAAACGGCUCAAUUUAUAAGCAAGGUCUCCUUCAUGUUGGCGACUUGAUCAAAGAGGUGAACGGGCAGCCUGUGUCAACAACCGAACAACUCCAGGACUUGAUGCGCAAGUCAGAAGGCAGCAUUACACUCAAGGUCGUGCCAAGUUAUAGUGAUGAACCUAUCGUCGAACAGGUUUUCAUGCGUACUCACUUCAACUUUGACCCAUCAAAGGAUAACAUAAUUCCGUGCAAGGAAGCUGGCCUGCCAUUCCGGGAGGGCGACAUUCUGCAGAUUCUGAAUCGUAAAGACCCCACUUGGUGGCAGGCAAUGAGGGUUGACGACGACACCAGAGCAGGGUUGAUUCCAUCGCAGGAACUCGAGGAGAAACGGAAGUCAUUUGUUAAGCAUGAUUAUGAUUAUACCUCCAAGUCACUGUUUUGUGGUAUGACCAAACGCCGAAAGAAGAAACACAUGUACACUGCGAAGAAAAACUCUGAGCUUGACGGCAAUGAGCUGAUGAUUUACGAAGAGGUCGCCCGUCUGCCUCCAUUUCAGCGCCAGUCCUUGGUUCUUGUUGGUGCACCUGGUGUUGGACGAAGGUCACUCAAAAAUAUGUUGAUUGAAGUCAGCCCUAAGACGUUUGGUCCAGUUAUUCCACAUACAUCCCGUCCACCAAAAGACGAUGAAGAAGAUGGCGUCACCUACAACUAUUCGGAACGUGGCGAAAUGCUACGGGAUAUCCGUGAGGAUAAGUAUUUAGAGCACGGCGAAUAUAACGGUAACUUGUACGGUGUACGGUUGGCGACCAUCAAAGAUACGAUUAUGGAGGGGAAGAUUCCGAUUAUUGACUGCAACCCUCAGGCCAUCAAAUCAAUAAAGACCGGAGAAUUCAAACCCUACGUUGUCUUCAUUGCCGCGCCAAGUGUGGAGAUCCUACGAAAUAUGUACGAGCUUGGCCGGGUCGAAGGAUGGACUACAAAAUCUUACACGGAGAGAGAUUUCAUAAGAACAGUUGAGGAGAGCGCCAGGAUCGAACGCGCCUACCGCCACCAUUUUGAUUGCAUCAUCGUCAACGACAAUAUGGAGGAGACAUAUCGAACCUUGAUUGAAAACUUUGAAGCCAUGUCGAUUGAAGAUCAAUGGGUGCCGAUUUCUUGGGUGUACGACCACCAACAAUAAACUAUUUUCAUUUCAACUUAUUUUGUGUUUGAAAUCUUAUACACUUCCUUUAGGUGGUCAAUGGCUGUGUCGGGUCGAGUUGAGUUGAUAUCUAUUCCUACUUAAUGUGUGUAUGUACACUCUCUUGGACGGUUUAUAACUGUAACAAGUCUAAUGUAUUGUAAUGACAUCAUAUCGCCCGUUUUCAUCCCUUAAAAUGCUGUAUAAAAUUGGCACUAUGACUAAUAUACCACUUGCUUUUAAAAUGGCAUGUGUUUUUUUGAAAAGGAUCAUAUUUUUUUAAAUCAAUAUGCAUAUCAUUGUGUUAUUGCAACUUCUGCCAAUUUAGGACUAUUUUUACUAUAUUUCAUAUAUUCGGUACAAAUUGUCAAAGUGUUGCAUAGGUGAUGCAACACGCACCAAAGAAGGGAUUUAGAUUAAAGUGAUUGAAACAGUUCCGGAUAAUGAUCACAUUCAUAAGAAAAAUAUAUUUGGAGUUUUUUAAAUGCUUGAUGAGAAAAAGUAGUUUUUGCUAUAAGCUAAAUUGGAUCACAUGUACAUAUCAGCGGCGAAGUGAUGAAUUUGUAUGAGUUGUUUCAGUGAACUUGGUUGAAAUGUAUCUGUACAAGUCGGCUUUAUUUCUACAUUUGCCUUCUCAUCGCGACAUAUCUUGAAUCGAUUACUGUACACCAGGAAAUAUUUGCGGCAAUUGUAGUUGGCGGUUUUGUGAAAUUGCAUACUUUGGCGUAGUUUUGAUUGAAACGUACAUGAAUUUUCCAAGUGUGCAGUAUAUCUUGUUUAUUAUUUUGAAUGAUAUUUGUAUGUAGGCAUGCUUAUUCAAUGUAUAUAAUUGUGCAAUACUUCAUGAGAAAGCUUCAAUGGUUGGUAGAUUUAGUUUAUUUUAGCGGCAAAUCAUCCGAUUAUAAUCCUAUGCUUUUUAGACAAUUUACCAAGUUUGGAUACUUGCUACUACACAAUUUUGGUGUGCCCCGAAUUAUUUUUGUCAGGAUAGAAUGUGGAUGAGUUACAUGUUGUUAACGUUUGAAAAUCCGUCUAAAGUUUUGAUGUUGCGUCCGUCCCUUUGAUCCUGAACCCUGUAACUUUGUUGCUAUCUGUAAUGUCAACGGUAAGAUUUGCAAAAUCCGUGAAAAUAAAACUCCUUUCGCAGUUCGCAAUAUUUUAGGAUGUUGAUGUUUAUAGUGUGUUUUCUUGGUUUAUCCUAUUGUUUACAUUUUGAAACCUGUGCUACAAAGGCAUUUUUGUUUUUAAAAAAAGGAAAACUUGAAUUUUUUUAGAAAUGUCUGUCACGAAGUUCAGGCUUGCCACAAUCAUUUGUUGAAGGUUUGUAUUUACUGGAUUUUUACUGGACAAUGGGAACAAUUUACAGAUCAUGCAAAUUGAAAUGGGGGAAUUGUUAAACUUUAUUUUGCGUGUCAUCUAAAAUCAAUCGAGUUUCAUUGUGUUUUUUUGUACCAAACAUUAGCUACAUUCCUCCCCAGUUGUAUCGGGCAUUCCAGAUUGUAAUAUUUCAAAUUCUUUAACCGCUGUAACCCCUUAGAAUAUUGCAGAUGAGGUAUCCCCUAGCAGUGUAUUACUUAUAGUCAAUCUAGUUUAAUAAUGUAGAAAAACAUAUCAAUUUUAAAAAGAAACUUUGGAGUCUCCUCUCAUAGAUUUCUUGUCAAUAAUUCACAGAUAAAAUUUUGAAUAACAAUUUCAAUUUUGUAUUAGCUUUGCAACAUGUCAGUGCUUGAAGCCUUGGCUUGAAGCCUUGCCUGUUGCCAUCAGCUUUUUCACAGUUUUGUAAAUUCACUGAUCUCAUUCAAAAUGGGACCACCAAUCCAAGGUUUCAGAGAUGAUAAUAUCAGCCAGAAAUCCAGUGAUUUAGGAUAAGGUUUUAUUGUAUCCAGGAUGUUUUGGUUUCCCUGGGUGCACUCCUGAGGUCACAAACCUGCAUUCAAUUUUAGUACCCAUUUCCAGCCGAGGUACGUGUAUGGUAACCUGUAUUGACUCACAAGAAUUUGAGCUUGUUGUGUAUGCACCAACUAAAUCACUGAUUAUGCCGGUUAUGGGCAAGUCCACUGUGUCACAGAACAGGUUUAUUUGAUUUGAUGAACCAGUGUGUAAAUGCAGACAGUAUUGUAUAAGGUGUCACCAAAAAAACAUGCCAAUUAUCUUUCUGUGUUGUCCUCUUUACUUGUACGUAGACGUUUGGGUUAAAAUUAUUACAAUCCCCGAUCGGAAAUGACGUAGUUUGAUCGCAUUCCGACGUUUGUUUAUCCUUGAAGUUUGGUGAUGUUCGACUUAAAAUUAUGAAGUUUGCUGGAUUUAUUUGUUGAUUGCGAAAUGGCCGUUUGUCGCAACUGUAUUAAACUUUUAUUGGCCACCUUUAAGAAAUCCAUGCUGCUAUUGAUUGCAGGUAUGCGACUUGAACAUGUAUUUGUACUCCUGCUGUUGCCGGUAUUGCGACAACAUACAUUCUAAAUGAAAAUAUAUAUGAUAUUAUACAA
Lineus longissimus is the source of this 4376-nucleotide messenger RNA. RefSeq names its product protein PALS2-like. NCBI's taxonomy places the organism in Eukaryota, Metazoa, Nemertea, Pilidiophora, Heteronemertea, Lineidae. The record is from RefSeq and is a predicted model, not a curated record. Bases 64 to 1890 code for a protein of 608 amino acids. Gene Ontology annotation, molecular function: protein binding. Gene Ontology annotation, cellular component: plasma membrane; cell-cell junction. The transcript has 12 exons.